AUGAAAUUAAAUAGAGCUAUACUUCAAAUAAUUAGUACUAUUAAUAUAUCACUUUUGGUGUCAGGGUUAAAUGUUACACAACCAUCACAACCAAUACCACCAAUACCACCAGCUGCCAAUCGUCAUAAAUUUGCAAUUGAAACUAUCAACGAUUUAGUAUUGAUAUCCCAAACAUCAUUAUCAUGUAAUCCAUUAUUUGGCACUUUUGGCCCUGCUAUGAGUGUAAUGCAAGCAGCAUCCUGUACUUAUAAUGCUAUUGCCUGCGGUAUGAAUUUAAGUGCAAAAAUAUUAGAAGGCUGGGAUAUACUUGAAGAUGACACUGCUAUUAAAUCUUAUGUGAUGACGCUAAUGAACCAACAUACAAUGGACAAUUCAAAGACCGGAGAAGAGGCGCUAUACUUACAAGAUUUAAAUGAUAUCACUAAAUUUAUUCAUAGUGAAUCUAAUAAACUACAAAAGAUUCAUAACAAUUACGACAACAUUGAUAAUGUCAGUCACCUUGAUGAAGAGUUAAAAGAACAAUACAAAUUAAUUGGUACCAUUUUAUUGAAUCCUCUAGAUAUGCACACAGAUAUUUACUUUAAAGAUAUCACCACUGAAAAUUUUGGAAACACUAGAAUUGGAUGUGUAAACUUUCUUUAUGGUAAGAAUUCUAUUUUCACAAACACAAAUUUUCAAAUGGAAACUUGUUUCUCCAAACAUGGCAUCAAUGAAAUAGCAACUCAUUUCAAGGAAAGAGGUAUCGUUAAAGGUUCCGUUGCUGUUUAUAAGGCAAUGUCAGAAUUAGGAAUUACAAAAACUAUUCGAGCCCCUAAAGAAUUAUAUACAGCAUUUGCUAAAGCAUUCAUCGGCCAUUAUAAAGAAGGUGUUCAAAAAAUUAAUAAUCUCAUUGACAAAAUUAAUGAUACAGAAUGGGAUGGUGGCAAAUUAGAAUUUCAAUUAGAAGACAAAGGACAUUUCUUGAUGUCUUUAGAGGUAAGUAAAAGCCAAUAA
Tetrapisispora phaffii CBS 4417 is the source of this 993-nucleotide messenger RNA. RefSeq lists its product as uncharacterized. NCBI's taxonomy places the organism in Eukaryota, Fungi, Ascomycota, Saccharomycetes, Saccharomycetales, Saccharomycetaceae. Bases 1 to 993 code for a protein of 330 amino acids. The transcript has a single exon. The record is from RefSeq and is a predicted model, not a curated record.